GUAUUUCUCUGCAUUGGAGUCCUGUACAUGUUCCUCGCUCUCGCCAUUGUUUGUGACGAGUUCUUUGUGCCGGCCUUGGAAGAAAUGUCUUCGAAGCGACGUAUGAAUCUCUCGAUGGACGUUGCGGGAGCCACACUCAUGGCAGCGGGUGGAUCGGCUCCCGAGUUGUUUACGUCCCUUUUUGGUACAUUUACCGAGAGCGAAAUUGGGUUUGGUACGAUUGUGGGUAGUGCCGUCUUUAACGUCCUCUUUGUCAUUGCCAUGUGCACGAUAUUCUCCAAAGAAGUCUUGGCGUUGACGUGGUGGCCUCUCUUUCGUGACAGUCUCUUCUACGCGAUUGGACUCGUCGUUCUAUCCAUUUUUGUCGGUGUUACCAGUCCCGAAGAAAUUGAACUAUGGGAAGCGAUUGUGCUCUUUGCCAUGUACUUUUUGUACUGUGUAAUCAUGUAUUUCAAUGCGGACAUUUACCAUUAUCUCACCGGCAAGGUACUCAUAUAUCCGGAAGACUCGGACGACGAAGAGAGUACCGCCUCGCAAGAACAACGGCAAGAAGCUGCGGCCGCAACCCGCGAUAUUGAACGCCCUUCAUUGGAAAAGGAAGGCUCGGCCAAUUCCUUGGCCAGUGCUUUGCAUUUGGUCACUCUCCAGAACGAUUUACAGUUAAUGGGUCAACACAGCUUUCGCUGGCAGGGUACCUUUCGUGCCGGGAUUCUCAAGUUGUUGCGGGAUCCCCAUACCUGGGUCGAGACUGGCGGAGUCGGUAUCGUCGCCAAGAUUGCCGGAGAUGCGGACUACAUCUUUCGGAAAAUUGACGCCAACGGCGAUGGACACUUGGACAAGGAAGAACUCAAGCGACUCUUUGAAGCCCUGGACUGUCACGUCAGCCCGGAAGAAUUGACCGAAGUUUUUGAUAUCCUCGACGUCAACAAGGACGGUGUUAUUAGUGAAGAAGAAUUCAACAAAUGGUACACAACAUCCGCCGAACUCAUUCGCAUUUUGAGCUGGACACAGUACAUUAUUGUUUUCCCACUCGUCUUCGCAAUGGUUUUUACGAUCCCGGAUGUUCGACGGCCGGGAUGGGGUCGCUGGUGCUAUUUGUCCUUUGUGCUUUCGAUCGCAUGGAUUGGAGGUUUUGCUUAUCUCAUGGUAACAUGGGCCGAAACCAUUGGAAAUACGGUCGGAAUUCCCUCUGUAAUUAUGGGUUUGACUGUUUUGGCAGCCGGAACGUCUGUACCAGAUUUACUUUCGAGCGUAAUUGUGGCGCGAAGGGGAUCGGGUGAUAUGGCUGUUUCCAGCUCCAUUGGCAGUAAUAUAUUCGAUAUUCUGGUCGGUCUACCCGUGCCCUGGAUUUUGUAUACCUCCUGGCCCUCGAAAGAUUCGACGGUGGUUAUUGCUUCGGGCAAAAUUUGGAUUUCCAUUUUUGUCUUGAUUGGUAUGCUGGUCUUUGUUAUUGCUGCCGUUCACUGCCAAGGAUGGAAGUUGACCAAGACACUGGGAGCCAUGAUGAUAGUCUUUUACUUCGCAUUUUUGGCCCAGGCAAUUCUUUUGGAG
This is a messenger RNA of Phaeodactylum tricornutum CCAP 1055/1, 1551 nucleotides long. RefSeq names its product 2-phosphoglycolate phosphatase. Gene Ontology annotation, biological process: intracellular calcium ion homeostasis; calcium ion transmembrane transport. NCBI's taxonomy places the organism in Eukaryota, Bacillariophyta, Bacillariophyceae, Surirellales, Neidiaceae. Gene Ontology annotation, cellular component: membrane. The transcript is spliced from 2 exons. The record is from RefSeq and is a predicted model, not a curated record. The annotation marks the transcript as partial. Gene Ontology annotation, molecular function: calcium ion binding; calcium channel activity; calcium, potassium:sodium antiporter activity.